UAAUAAUAUAGUGACAGUAUAAUUGCGCAGCUCACAUAAUACAAGUACGUAGAAUACAUAAAAGACUAAAGUGAAAGUUGGUAUUAAAAAAAAAAAAUAAUCAAUAAAUAUUGCGGACACUGUCGCUUUAAAUGGACGUCAGGGGCGGGGAAAGAGGAGGAUCUUAACGGCAGACAUACAGAAUAGGCACAAGAACGUUGCGCAACUUUCACAGAUUGUCUUGUGAGACUUUAACGUGACUUUUUUAUUUUUCCGGAGUGAGGGUCUCUCAUAAAACAUUUGUACCUUCGACAAUGUCAAACGCCGUGAAGAAUGUCGUCAUUUUCGGCGCGACGGGCAUGACCGGCCUUGCCACCCUCCCUCUCGCCACCGCGGCAGACUACAACGUGACGGUCCUGGUCCGAGACCCCGCCAGACUUCCAGCGGACCACAAGGCAUCCAGGGUGGUGGUGGGAGAUGUUCUCAACAAGGACGACGUGAAGAACGCGAUGGAGGGCCAGGACGCCGUCAUCAUCGUCCUGGGAACCCGGAACGACCUCAGCCCGACCACCGUCAUGUCUGAAGGGACCAGAAACAUCGUGGAGGCCAUGAAGGCUCGCGGCAUCCGCAAAAUGGUGGGCUGCAUGUCAGCCUUUCUGCUGUGGGACCGCUCCAAAGUGCCGCCUCGCCUGCUGGCCGUCACCGAGGACCACGACAGGAUGUACGACGUCAUCAAGGCGUCCGGACUCGACUACGUCGCCGUCAUGCCGCCGCACAUUGCCGACGAUCUUCCUCUGACGGAGCGCUACACGGUGACGGAGAACGCGCUGAAGGGCCGAGCCAUCUCCAAACACGACUUGGGACACUUCAUGGUCAAGUGCCUGUCCAACAACGAGUGGGAUGGCAAGACGGUGGGCGUGUGGGGCGACUACAAAUAGCUCAAAUCGCCACCUUGAAAGAAAAACUACGGUGGUGCCUCUACUUACAAACGUCUCUCGUCACGGAAAAUUCACGUUGCGAAACGGAAAAAAAUAAGAGCUGGAGUCGCAGCCCCCCCCACCCCAAAUUCCACCCACGGUAAACAUCCAGUAUUUUGGUUUGAAAGUGGCCCAGUAGAGCUGCUCUCCUAUUGGCUAUCCCCGGAGCAUCUUCCUGGGCUCCCGUUGGCUCGGAGGGACCUCAAUCUUUACCCAUGAUGCCUUUCGUUCCCCUCGGACGCUCGAGCGUCACCGAAUCACACGCAAACGCUUUCACACGCUUUGUUACACGACAGCGCAUUUGUGGUUUUUGCAAGUUUAUUCAUAUUUCUUCACCACGGCCCCCAAGCAAGAUUUUGUGGCAUGAAGUUGUGCGCGGACAUCCAUAUUUCUCUUAGCUGCCAAACGUUUACCUCCUCCUCCUCCGUCCCCCACAAUGCCUUUUGCUUCUCUCCGCAUAGUCCCACAACGCCAAAGAUAAAUGAAAUUUUUUUUCAUUAUUCUUUACAUGAUGUACUUUGAUUUUUUUUUUCUUGGGGGGGGGGGGGGGGGUCUUGGAAAAACGCUUCUAUCAUGGAAAAAAAAAACAUGCUAUGAAAUGACUUCCGGAACAAAUUAAUCUCAUAAGUAGAGCUAUCACUGUAUUUUUCAAUAAUGAUAGCAGCUCUUUUUUCAUAUAAAGACACAAUAUUGCUAGUUCAUAAUUCAAGAUUUGAAUUGCCAAACUCUACAACUCUUCUGUUAUGUCAUUUUCCAAUAAAUCAACUUGAAGUA
Messenger RNA from Syngnathoides biaculeatus (alligator pipefish), 1730 nucleotides. It is a transcript of the gene blvrb, whose product is annotated as biliverdin reductase B. The transcript is spliced from 5 exons. The coding region runs from base 294 to 917 and encodes 207 amino acids. Lineage: Eukaryota; Metazoa; Chordata; Actinopteri; Syngnathiformes; Syngnathidae. The record is from RefSeq and is a predicted model, not a curated record.